Molecule: messenger RNA, 384 nt
Organism: Echinostoma caproni
Lineage: Eukaryota; Metazoa; Platyhelminthes; Trematoda; Plagiorchiida; Echinostomatidae
Source: the annotation of a GenBank genome assembly
AUGAUCCACAUUUGUUUACACAGAGCACUGCAGCACCUCAGCUCUUCGUCUUGCUUCUCUCUUAGUGACAAUGCCGUGGGCUCGGAAACGUUUGAACAGAAUGUAGCUCAGGUGAAUGGGUACAGCAUCAUGCUUGCCAGAUGUGAUGGCGGACGUUCCAAUGCAGUUUGGGAGAUCAUCCGUAGUGAUGAGACCUGGUUGUACAGUUUCGACCGAGAGAAGAAACAAAAAUUGGCUCAGUGGACGCCGGUUGGUGAGGCGCCGAUUCAGAAAUUCCGAAGCGAGCACAGUAAGGCAAAGCAGAUGAUGGCUGUGUGCAUGACCAAAGUCGUUCAUGUGGCUGCUGUAGCGCUUGUACAGCAAAGCACAGUCACCGGAGCCUAG